AUGAGAAAGCAAGUCACUUUGGAUAAGGAGUAUUGCAAUAUGGAGAAAAUCGCUAAUAAGGUUCGUUCAGUUUCCUGUCUCUGAAUAUCAUAGAUCUGAAAACUAAGUCUGAAAAUGAAAAGAAAGAGGGCGUUGGAUUCUGGUCAUGUCGCAGGUGCAAAUGUAAAUUAAAACAUUUAUAAGAUAAAUAAUCAAAUUCAAAUGAUUAUCCUCUUUCCUUCCACAAUCUCACACAUUUCCGGAAAUCCAGGAAAAAUUUCCAUAACAAGCAGUUUAUAAAUAACUUUCGUAUCCUCCUCAUUUCUUCAUCCGUCAUCCGAAAGAGAAGAUUAGACGACGGUUCAGAAUAGCUCUUUCUUUUUCCAUUUUUAUCUCAGAGAUUCCAUUUAUAGUGAGUAAGUACGCCAUGAGACUACGUCAUCGAAAUCCUUUUCGAAGUAUCUUGCAGACGUGUUCCUCUGAACCCGUCGCGCCUCAACACAUUUUUUACGACAUUGUUGUUCUGGGCCUCCUGAAAAUGACAAGUUUUCGUGUGAUGAAAUGAACUAACGCAACAUUCUCUUGGCUCAAGUUUCAUUUUCAUUUUUCUGGAAGUCUUUCUCCUACCCCACACAAUUCAAUUAUUCUUUUUGCCCCUAGUGCAUCUCGCUCAUUUGGUAUGAUAAUGACUUCCUUUCACGAAAAAGGUAAACUAUCUUCUUCUUUUUUCGCCCCCUUCCUCUUUUUCUUCCUUUCCUGAGAGCAGCAACUCUGAGAGAGUGAAAGAAGAAAUCGCGUGAAAAUUUCAUGUGGCUUCAGCUUGUCUGUUUUGAGCGAAUCGUCUUCUCAGUGCCGGCUCUUAAUGGGCGGGGAGGGGCACAAUUGUCAAGUUGUCGUGUCCGUCCUAUUAGCGGCGAAUGUCGGACCCGACCUCGUUCCUCCCUGAAACAUUCCAAAAAUUAGUUCGUUUCAAUGGCAUUCCAUCCGUUACACUUUUUGUCGACCAAUGUGCAUGUACAUUAGUAAAUUACAAUGUGUCUCAUUUCCAAACUACACUUCAGAAAUUCACACCUCUAGUCCGUAGUCUAUCAACUUUUUUUCCAUUUAGAAUUCCCAUUCGCUUAUAAAUUCGUUUCAAGACACACUGAUAACGGCUCGCUUUUAUAGACUUCCGUUUCACUCCCACUUGUGCUCGUUUUCCAACCCUUUUUCUGUUCCUUUUGCCAGGGAAAGGCUUUCAUUUUCUUUUCAAGUCAUUUUACGAGCACCCAUUUGUUCUCCGUUCGCCCUUUGUGUCCGAUAGGGUCAGAAUCAGACACGCGUGCUUUACGAUUGGCUUCUCCUGCUCCGAAUGACAUAUGGAUCGCAUGUAUAUUCACGUAAAGGGACCACUUAGCCGACUUUUCCUUUUCCAAUAGCUUCAUCCUCCAAAAAUGUCAUUACAGACGGCAUGCAAAUCGAGUAGUGUUCCGACAGUAGCUGCUGCGACUGCAAAAGAUACAAAGAACAAAAUGGAGGUGAGGGAAAACUAAUUAAAAAUAUCUUCUUUCUAUGUCUUCUUUUCAGGCUGCUGAUAGGAAAGUCUCUACUGGAACUCUCAAUCGACUCAUUUUGGUAGCGCAAGCACUGGAAUCGGAAGUGGAAACCCGAAGGAACGAUGAUAUUAGUGCAAUCAAAAUCACUUUUUCAAUUCGGGUGGCAAACACUGUAAGUUUCAAAUGAUAUCACGCCAAGUCAUGAUUAGUCAUCGGCAAUGAGAUUUAAUAAGACUAAUCUGAUGCAAUGAACAUAUUCGAGAUUCGCUGGAAAGAAGAAAACAACAUCAUAUAAAAAAUAAGGGAUCAGAUUGAUUUCAGAUUCUUCUACUCCUCAUCAACAUACUCAUUUUCUCGGGAUUCGGUAAAUAUCAAGUGCAAAAAGAUGGACGUUAUCAGGUAUUAUCGCUUUCCGCAUUUGGUAUUUCUACACAAAAACAGGGCGUUUCACAGGAUUUGAUGCUGACCGCCGACAAAUGGACCUACGAUUCCUCGAAUGACGAACUGCCGGAGACGUUCGUUUACCUGCGCCUCAGUGGACAGUAUCUCUCCGCUUGCAUCACAGUUUUCCUCCUCUUCUCCACAAUAUUCCUACAACUUUUGCAUCUCUGCGGAAUUUCCAUAUCCAGAAUCACGGUGAGAUAUUGCCGGGCCCGCUAAUUUGCUUGUCUCGUCGAGGGGGUUGCUUUGUAUACAUAUGCUAAGCCGAGUGAGUCCCUUUCCCUUUCCCAGCCAGCUGUAAUUAAAGCAUUGAUUGGCUUUGUUUGACACACGACUAGGGGUAAAUACUUAGGUGAAAAUGGAACUCUUUCCAGAACAUGUGCUAUUCAUUUGGAGCCGUCCCUUUCACGUUAUUCGUCUUCGGACUGGAAAUGCACUAUUCAACAUGCCCGUGGCUCGACGAGUAUUUCAUCUCCUACAGCAUGUCGGACAUGAGUUCGCAGUGCGCCAUAAACGGAUGGGCUUUGGCAGGAGUCAGUAUUAAUUCGCGCACGUUCUCGGAAAAGAAACAUCAUUUUGUUACAGAUUUUCUCGCUCCUCUCGUGCGGAUUGUUUGUCUCCGAAGGCAUCAUCACUGCUUUUUUUGGAAGCUCUCACGCCACGGAGAACAAGGAGACCAUAGUCUGA
This is a messenger RNA of Caenorhabditis sp. 36 PRJEB53466, 2642 nucleotides long. The record is from the annotation of a GenBank genome assembly. Lineage: Eukaryota; Metazoa; Nematoda; Chromadorea; Rhabditida; Rhabditidae.